This is a messenger RNA of Nyctereutes procyonoides (raccoon dog), 887 nucleotides long. It is a transcript of the gene GATC, whose product is annotated as glutamyl-tRNA amidotransferase subunit C. The record is from RefSeq and is a predicted model, not a curated record. NCBI's taxonomy places the organism in Eukaryota, Metazoa, Chordata, Mammalia, Carnivora, Canidae. Gene Ontology annotation, cellular component: mitochondrion; glutamyl-tRNA(Gln) amidotransferase complex. The transcript is spliced from 5 exons. The coding region runs from base 49 to 531 and encodes 160 amino acids. Gene Ontology annotation, biological process: regulation of translational fidelity; mitochondrial translation; glutaminyl-tRNAGln biosynthesis via transamidation. Gene Ontology annotation, molecular function: glutaminyl-tRNA synthase (glutamine-hydrolyzing) activity.
CGUCCCUCGGCUUUACGUGAGGACGCCCUACGGCGACCGAAGAGAGAAAUGUGGGCGCGGGCGGUGAGGUUUGGCCUUCGGUCCUGGGUGGCCUGGCGCCGGGGUUUCACCUCCAAGGCAGAUCCUCAGGGUAACGGCCGGGUCUCGGCCCAGGUGAUCGAGCACCUGGAGCGUCUGGCGCUUGUGGACUUUGGCAGCCAAGAGGCCGUGGCACGGCUGGAGAAAGCCAUCGCCUUUGCCGACCGGCUCCGCGCCGUGGACACGGGUGGGGUGGAGCCCAUGGAAUCUGUACUGGAGGACAGAUGUCUGUAUUUGAGAUCUGACAAUGUGGUAGAAGGCAACUGUGCUGAAGAACUACUACAAAAUGCCCAUCGAGUUGUGGAGGAAUAUUUUGUGGCACCCCCAGAUAGAUGUGUUUUCCAAACUGCUGGACCCUUCUGGAUAUUUGGGAAUGGGACUAGCUUGAGCACUCAGGUAAUAUCUCUUUGCCAGAGCAGGAUGAGCAAGAGCCUUUUUCAUACAACUGAGUAGCUAUUUUGGGAAGGGGUACCCUGUGAACAUGUGAAAGCCCAAAGAUAGUAUUUUUAUUACUGUGAACAGGAAUAUGCCCACUUUCUUCAGUCACCUGAAAAAAACUGUUAAGUAUUUUUUAAUAACUAACUCUCUGAAGACAGAAUUGGGAAAUAUCUAGCCAAAACAAGGCAAUGAGUUCCUGCUGCUACUGGAUGUAAGAGGUAUUGUUACUUUCCGAGGAAAUGGAUCAAGUAUUUUAUUCACAGACUGUUCAGUGUGUAAGAUGUUUUCCUUCUUUAUCUCUUCCCAAACAGACUACCAAACUGCACUUAAAUGAAUUUUUCUAUUGAUGUAACUAUAGACAAUGCAUCUGA